Parnassius mnemosyne (clouded apollo) is the source of this 2939-nucleotide messenger RNA. Lineage: Eukaryota; Metazoa; Arthropoda; Insecta; Lepidoptera; Papilionidae. The record is from the annotation of a GenBank genome assembly.
GCAGUGGGCGUUGGCGUAUUCUUGAUAAGGUCUGCAAAGGAUUAAAAAAUCUAUUGAUGUGAUUUUAGAGUUAAUUUCCGAACCAAUGGUAAAUUAAACGUAUGAAUGACUGAGUAUUAUUUAUUAUAUAAAUAAAAAAACUAUUUUAUAUCUAUUAUAGUUUUUAAAAAAACAACGAAACAUUUGAUUUGACGGCUCUUUAACGUUUGGUUUCGGCGCUGCUGGUGCUCGAGUUCGAAUCCCGCACGACCUACACAUAAUUGUUCUGGACCAGAUCAAUGAGCAGUUCAUAAAGCGAAUAGAAAAACAUUUUAUUGUAUGGAUAACUUUUUUAUAUAAUAAAAAAUAAUUUGACGAUAAUAUUAAUGUUCCUACUAUUAAGAAUUAAGGGUUAAAAAAUUAAUAACUUUAACACCAAUUCUUACUUUCGAUAUUCAUUUCUCUUAAUUCUUUUUAUUUUAAAUUAGGUAUUUCAUUUUUAUAAGUUAUAAUAUAUUAUGUAUAUUACAGGAUAUUAAAACGCUACAGCCGUAUGAGCGUUGGUCAGCAACAACAGAAUCAACUAAUAAACUUUCUGCCCACUCCAUCGAGUCAGGAAUCAGACUCGGAAACUACGCAGCAAUCAUUUUCAACUUUUAAACCACCAUCUUAUUCCCCCACGUCUUUUGACAGCCACACAAUAAACAAAGAACUAAACCAAUGUCAGUGGAAUAAUAUUAGACCACCGAGCUACUCACAAAUAGAGAGGGAGAAAGAUAAUUAUACGCAAAUAGAGGGGCAGAAGGAGACAAUCAUCCUCUCUGAUCCAUGGGAGAGGAGACCGAUUGUGAGAAGAGAGAGUGUGUGGCUUGAAGAUGAGCUCUUCGAAAUGACGAGGCGGCCUCAAGACGAACUUACCACUGAACUUUAAUUAUUGAGUUAUUAAUAAUAACUCAAGGCUUUGUUAUCGCCGUUUACACAGUAGUACAAAUGUUUUUAAUUAUUACAUUAGUUGAAUAUUGAACUAGAUUUUAACUAAUUUAAGAUUAGAAAAAAAAUACCGCCGACAAACGUAUUAAUUUGUAAGAGGAAAAAUGGAACCAUUUAAGUUAUACUUCAUCUGCAAAUAAUUGCAAUUUUUAAUAACUAAAGAUAAAAAUAAUAAUAUAAACUAUAUUUUAAUUUAAAAUUAAACUUAAACUUAAAAAAAAACGUGUGUGUGUGUACUUAUGUACGCACGUAAGAAGUUAUACUUCUUUAGCGUAACAAAACAAAAAUAAUUAAAAUAAAACGUUUUAUAGAUUCAUAAUAUAUAUUUGAAUAUAGUUAUCAGUUUGCAGUUCUCACGAAGACUUAAUAGUUAACAGACUGAAGUUGUCGCUUUUAGGUUUCGAUGUGCGCGCGCAUCGUAACAACUUCAUGCUGUCGCUUUUAGGUGUCGGUGUGCGUGCGCAUCGUAAAAAAUUCACUCUCAUUUUUCUCAAACGCGCCAAAAGAAUUAUAACUUCAAAAAUAUUAUGUACUAAAUAAUAUCAUCUCAUAGUUGUGUUAUGUAUCCACAUUUCUUUUAAAAAGUAGACGUAAUUAUGAAAUUUAUUUAGACCUUAUUUCAUAAAAGUUAUUAACUAUUUUAUUUUACAUAUAAAAUUGUUAUUUAGAGAAUUAAAUAAAACAUAAUAAAAAGACCAUGCAAUACCAAGUGAACAUAGAAGUUUGCAUUAAAACUUUCUGCUUUUAUUACUUACAUCUUUCACUUUGUUUUCUUAAUAAUUACAUUCACAUUAUUUUGUAAUAAAGAUCAAUCAUGUAAAAAGAGUUAUUUAUGUAUAUAAAUUUUAUAUUGCAGUAUUUGUACCUGUAAUGCAAAGACCUUUUUAUCUUUAUUUCUUUAAGCACACACUUCACACGUGUAGGUAGUAAAAAGUAGAAUCUUUACACAUUAUAGUAUUGUGCCGACUUAAGUCGAGUUUUAGUUUAAAUUCUAUUAUAAGUAUUUUGUUUAUAUAUUAAUAACAUCAACCAAAGUAGUAAAUAAUGUUAUGUAGGUCUAGUCCAGAUAAUUCAAUAUAAUAAUAUGUUCUUGUUUGUAAAUAGUUUUUAUUACAAUACUUAUAAAAAUAUUUUGGCUAAAAACAAGUUUAUACGACAAUUUUUUCUAGGUGAAAGUAUUACUUUUCUGCCUAGGAGGCCGUCUCGGUACCAUACCAUAGAUACCACACCCUUUUUCCUAUUUCUGACGCCAAGUAUCGGUGCUUGCAAUGCCGUGUUCUGGUCUCAAAUGUAUAGAGAACCACAACCAGUACCUAUAAUUACAGACUGUGUGGUAUUGACUGCAAUGGUUAUGAUCUGCAGUGACCACAUACCAUCAGAUGGGCUGUAAGUUCGUUUACCACUUCAGUUUUAUAAAAAAAAUAUUAUCAACUUCGCAGUAUAAAUUAUAGUAGCGAAGGAAAUAUUAAACCUUUAUCCAUUUGUCAACCUCCACGACCAACUGAAAACGAAAAAUCCAUCCAAAAAUGACGAACCCAGAAAAGACGAAUACGGAGGAACAGCGUAAUUAGUUUGUAGGUUUCAGUUCUGUGUCUACGUUCCGCCUGUUCUGCGAGGUGAAUAUAGGCAACUCUUUUUAGUAAUGCAUCACUGAUAUGAUGCAAAUUAUUGAAAAGGCGUAUAUAUUUCCUGCAGUAGACCAUAAAUUUAAAUUAAAAUUAAAUAAAAACACCAUUAAAAUAGUGUAUACAUAUAGGCUCGUUUAUAAAACGAGCUAAUGAAAUAGUUUAGUGUAUUAUGUUAAAAUACUCCAGUAAAAUCCUGUGUCCCUUAUAAGAAAACUAGUGUCAUUAAGUAAGGCUAAAGAAACUUCUUGUUUACUAACAAUCAAUUGCAAUACAACGAAUGUUUUAAAAAUCAUUAAUAUCUAUAAAUAAAUUUUAUAACUGUUAAAAUAAAAAGAAGUUAAU